This is a messenger RNA of Perca fluviatilis (European perch), 1171 nucleotides long. It is a transcript of the gene grcc10, whose product is annotated as gene rich cluster, C10 gene. Bases 98 to 466 code for a protein of 122 amino acids. The record is from RefSeq and is a predicted model, not a curated record. The transcript has 4 exons. NCBI's taxonomy places the organism in Eukaryota, Metazoa, Chordata, Actinopteri, Perciformes, Percidae. Gene Ontology annotation, biological process: post-embryonic development.
CAAUUGUCGUAGAAUGCGUCGUUUUCCAGCUGAUUGGCUGAUUUCCACACGUCUGUUACAAGCUAGCUAGGUUGUGGGUUUUUUUCUCAUUAGUGACAUGGCGUCAGCUCCAGCACAGCAGCCCACCCUCACUGUUGAGCAGACCAGAGUGGUACUGAGUGAGGUGAUCCAGGCCUUCUCAGUACCAGAAAACGCUGCAAGGAUGGAGGAGGCUCGAGAAAGUUCCUGCAAUGACAUGGGCAAAAUGCUGCAGCUUGUGCUGCCUGUUGCCACCCAGAUUCAACAAGAGGUUAUCAAAGCUUACGGCUUCAACAAUGAAGGAGAAGGUGUCCUAAAAUUUGCCAGAUUGGUGAAGAUGUAUGAAACUCAGGACCCUGAAAUCGCAGCCAUGUCAGUUAAACUGAAGUCUCUCCUCCUGCCACCACUGUCAACACCACCUAUAGGAGGCGCCAUUCCAGCUUCAUAGGGCUUCUUUACAGUCAAUAUACAGUCAACGGCAAGGUUACUUUCAUCUAAUGCUUUGGAUCAACAUGAACAUACUGCAAUUCCAAGAUCUUGUCUAUUAUCUACUUUUCUUGAGAACUCACUCUUACUCAAUACACUAAUACGUUCCAACAAAGAUGAAACUCAUGCCUUAUCUACAUUAUGGUUUAAUUUAAACAUCCUUGCUAAACCCUGCUAAAUUAUUGCUUUUUUACAUUUUUCAGUAUUUAUUUGUUACAGGUUACAUUGUGACUGUUUUCUUAUGUUACUGAACCUUAUACACCUUUCCUUUAAAGCCUCUGAACACCCACAAAGGUGAUUUCAGUUAUUCUGGCUGAUCAGACCUCUGCUCAGGUGGAAGGUGAGCCAGAGCUCAGAUGGGAAUUUAUUAGAUCACAAAUCUUUUCUACCAAUAAGAAGGAUAAAGCUGUCAUUUGUCCUGCCCUAUCAGGUGCAACAACGCUAACAGGAGACUCCGGAAGAUGUCCAUUAGUCUAUACACACCCACACAAUCCUGGGAAGAGGUCCAAUCAGCCAGGUUAACUAAGAAAACACCCAUGUGGGUGUUCAGGGCCUUACACCAUCUUUUGUUCAUUUUUUAAAAAUAAUUUUAAUUAUACCAUUUUUAUAUGCUGUCAGAUGUAUCAAAUUGUAUUCUUUUGUUAUAUAUUAAAAAAAUUUAUGUGAA